Molecule: messenger RNA, 2666 nt
Organism: Arachis ipaensis
Lineage: Eukaryota; Viridiplantae; Streptophyta; Magnoliopsida; Fabales; Fabaceae
Product: auxin efflux carrier component 4
Biological process (GO): auxin export across the plasma membrane; auxin polar transport
Cellular component (GO): endoplasmic reticulum; plasma membrane
Molecular function (GO): auxin efflux transmembrane transporter activity
Source: RefSeq, a predicted model, not a curated record
UCACUGCCUAUAUAUACUCUUCCCAACCUACACCUUUAUCUUUGUAAAUUCACUGUCUCAGACUUCACAUUCUCUCUCUAAAAUUCUUUCAGCAAAAUCAGCAGAGAGCACUGAGCACUGAACCAACCCCAACCCUCUUAAACCACUUACUACUAGUUAGUUAUCUAACGGUUUCUUCAUUUCUUUCUUUCUGUUUCAAUUUUUAUUCCCAUUUUACCCUCCAGGCUCUCCCUAAUUUCCAAGCUCAUGCCAUUCCACCAUUAACCAAACUCGCUCUCAAAAGCUAAUAAAAAAAGAAGAAAGACAAAAAGAAAGAAAAGAUGAUAAGCUGGAAGGACCUAUACAGCGUCUUAACGGCGGUGGUUCCGCUGUACGUGGCGAUGAUCCUCGCGUACGGUUCCGUCCGGUGGUGGAAGAUUUUCUCGCCGGACCAGUGCUCCGGGAUCAACCGUUUUGUCGCGAUCUUCGCCGUGCCGCUGCUUUCUUUCCACUUCAUAUCCUCCAACAACCCUUACGAGAUGAACUUCCGGUUCAUCGCCGCCGACACGCUACAGAAGGUGAUGAUGCUCUUCGCCUUGGCCAUAUGGACCAACUUCACCGCCAACGGAAGCCUCGAGUGGAUGAUCACCAUCUUCUCCCUCUCCACAUUGCCCAACACUCUUGUCAUGGGGAUCCCACUCCUCAUCGCCAUGUACGGCGACUACUCCGGCCAACUCAUGGUUCAGGUGGUGGUGCUCCAGUGUAUCAUAUGGUACACUCUCUUACUCUUUCUCUUCGAGUACCGCGGAGCCAAGCUGCUUAUUAUGGAGCAGUUUCCGGAAACGGCGGCUUCUAUUGUGUCCUUUAAGGUCGACUCCGACGUCGUGUCGCUCGACGGUAGAGAUUUUCUUGAGACCGAUGCGGAGGUUGGUGAUGACGGUAAGCUUCAUGUUACUGUGAGGAAGUCUAACGCGUCGCGAAGAUCGUUCAUGAUGACGCCGCGUCCGUCGAACCUAACCGGCGCUGAGAUUUACAGCCUUAGCAGUUCCCGGAAUCCGACGCCGCGAGGGUCCAACUUCAACCACGCCGAUUUUUACUCCAUGAUGGGGUACCACCCGCCGAGGCAUUCUAACUUUGGUGCUAAUGACUUAUACUCCGCUCAGUCCACUUCGCGGGGGCCUACGCCGCGUCCCUCCAACUUCGAGGAGAACAUGAGCUCCCCGAGGUUCGGGUUUUACCCGGCGCAGACGGUUCCCGCUUCGUACCCAGCUCCCAAUCCAGAAUUCGCUGCCAGCUUGAGCAGCAAGAGCGUCAAGAAUUCACAAGUGCCACCUGUGGCAGCUCCGCCUCCUCCCCCACAGGUUCAACCUCAGCCACAGCCACAGGGGCAGCAGUUGGUUCAGGCUCAACCUGCCAUGAUGCAAAGGAGCUCCACAUGUUCGUGUGGAGCUCCAGCGCUUCGCCAGUUUCAGAGACCGGCGGGCUUCACGUGUUUGGCAGCGCGGAUUUUGGAGCGUCCGAUCAGUCUGGUCGCUCCGAUCAAGGCGCGAAGGAGAUCAGGAUGCUGGUUGCUGACGAGCACCCUCAAAAUGGGGAAUCCAACAAAGGUAUAUUUGCUUCCUUUUUCUUUUUUAAAGUUUGUUUAUUUGAAGUUCCCAACAGGGAAAGUAGAUGGGGAGCAAGGAGAGGAAGAAGGGGAGAAAGAGGGUCCCGGAGGGCUGAACAAACUGGGGUCGAGUUCGACGGCGGAGUUGCACCCAAAGGCAACCGGAGCGGCGGGGGUUGGAGUGUCAAAACACAUGCCUCCAGCGAGUGUGAUGACGCGCCUGAUACUGAUCAUGGUGUGGAGGAAGCUUAUCCGUAAUCCCAACACUUACUCCAGCCUCAUUGGUGUCAUUUGGUCCCUGGUGGCCUUUAGGUGGCAUGUGCAUAUGCCAAAAAUAAUAGAGAAAUCAAUCUCCAUACUGUCUGAUGCUGGUCUUGGAAUGGCUAUGUUCAGCUUAGGUCUGUUUAUGGCACUUCAACCCAAGAUAAUUGCGUGUGGUAAUUCGGUAGCGACUUUUGCUAUGGCGGUUCGCUUCCUCACUGGCCCAGCGGUUAUGGCAGCAGCUUCCAUCGCUGUUGGCCUCCGUGGCACCCUCUUACGUGUUGCUAUCGUUCAGGCUGCACUUCCACAAGGGAUUGUUCCCUUUGUUUUUGCCAAAGAGUACAAUGUCCAUCCAGCCAUUCUAAGCACAGCGGUUAUAUUUGGGAUGUUGAUAGCACUGCCAAUUACUCUAGUCUACUACAUACUCCUUGGUUUGUAAAAAAAUAAUGGAGUGACCCUUAAUUUUUCAACCUUUUUAUUCUUUGGGAGUAAGCAAUGGACGUGCAUGAAAGGAAAUAAUGAUUCUGGGUGUAUGUUGUUAGCAACCAUGAGGAUUUUCUGGGGAGCAGCUAAGACUAGGAAGAAAAAAAUGACGCAAGAAUCACAAAAUUUAAACGGUGGUGAGAUCCUUUCAUCAGGUUUUUUUCCAAAAUUUUGGGAACAUAUAAAAAAAAUAAAAAUAAAAAAAGUUGACCUAUUUGGCCCCCAUAUCUUCUUGAAUCUAGUAGUGCCUCCCCCUAUUUGAGUAAAAAAAAAAAUAAACUGACGCAAUUUUCAAGAACAACACCUCAUAAGAAGGAACAAAGUCCACCAUAUGGGA